This is a messenger RNA of Triticum turgidum subsp. durum (durum wheat), 516 nucleotides long. The record is from the annotation of a GenBank genome assembly. Lineage: Eukaryota; Viridiplantae; Streptophyta; Magnoliopsida; Poales; Poaceae.
AUGCAGUCGCUGCAGGACAAGGCGUCGGAGUGGAGCGGCGUGGCGGCCGCCGACGCCUUCGCCAUCGACGAGGUCAACGUCUUCGAGGCGCUCGGCGGCACCCCGCAGCCCUUCGUCGACCUCUCCACCAACUUCUACACCAGGGUUUAUGAGGACGAGGAGGAGUGGUUCCGGGAGAUAUUCUCGGGUUCCAAGAAGGAGGACGCGAUCCAGAACCAGUACGAGUUCUUGGUUCAGCGGAUGGGCGGCCCGCCGCUAUUCUCCCAGAGGAGAGGACAUCCUGCCCUGAUAGGACGACAUCGACCAUUCCCAGUUACCCACCGAGCUGCGGAGCGAUGGCUGCAUCACAUGCAGCAAGCUCUGGAGACGACAGAAAGCAUAAACCCAGAUACAAAACCCAAAAUGAUGAAUUUUUUCAGGCACACUGCAUACUUCCUUGUCGCCGGUAAUGAGAUGACAAGGCAAACGCAAAGUGUACCUCCCUGCAAGCAUGCAACGAGCAAACCAGCCGAGUAA